Messenger RNA from Baudoinia panamericana UAMH 10762, 3126 nucleotides. RefSeq lists its product as uncharacterized. Lineage: Eukaryota; Fungi; Ascomycota; Dothideomycetes; Mycosphaerellales; Teratosphaeriaceae. The coding region runs from base 48 to 2747 and encodes 899 amino acids. The transcript has a single exon. Gene Ontology annotation, biological process: ribosomal small subunit export from nucleus; mRNA export from nucleus; protein import into nucleus. Gene Ontology annotation, molecular function: protein binding; structural constituent of nuclear pore. Gene Ontology annotation, cellular component: nuclear pore. The record is from RefSeq and is a predicted model, not a curated record.
GAAGAGUGAUACAAGAGGUCGGUGGUGUAGAGAUAUACAGGAUCGCAAUGCCACACGUGCGGUCACGGAACCCAUCAUGGCUCGCUCGGCCCUCACCAGCAUCGCGCCUGUUCGAGCAACAUGACCGCUCCUCCCCCGCUCACCAACACGACGAAGGACCGUCACGAAGAUUGGCGCAUCGCGGCACCGAGCUCUUUGUAGCAGUCGGCAACGAGCUGCGAUGGAGCGAUCUCGUCUCGCUGAAGGCGAGCGGUGAAGCUCCGCCCGCACAUCCCGAGGCGCCAUACCGGACACUGAAAACGUCUGUCGCCCGCCCCAUCCGCCAACUCUCCGUCUCCCCCAGCGGCGACUGCAUCGCCAUCGCCACCACCCACACCUGCCAUGUCGCCUUGUUACCUUCGUCAAGCCACCUCCACUCCGGCGACUACACCCCCCUCCGCCUCAAAACCUUCCAGCUCGGACCCACCGCUCACGUCCUCGAGCAAGCACCGCUCAUAUCCCUACUAUGGCAUCCCCUGUCACCCACCGGCAACGCCCUUGUGACCCUCACCCAGGAUGCAUGCAUUCGCCUCUGGGAGCUCGAUCGCUCCAACCGCUCCACCUUCGACGAGCCCUCCCUAGCGGUCGACCUGAAGAAACUGGCCAAUGCCACAUCGACGCAGGCCGACUUCAGCGCGAGUAAAUACGGCACCAGUGUCGCCUUCUCGCCCGACAAUGUCGAGAUGCAAGCAGCGGCGGCAUGUUUCGGCGGGCGGGGCGCGGAAGACGAGCAUGGCUGGGCUAGCAUGACGCUUUGGGUCGCCAUGACCGAAGGAGAUGUCUAUGCGCUAUGCCCGUUCUUACCUACGAAAUGGCGAGCGCCGGUAACGCUGUUGCCGAGUCUGAGUACGAGUGUCGUCGCCAGGCAACGGGCGGUUGGGGCGAGCGAGGAGGCGACGGAGAGUGAGCGGCGGGUUGUGGAGCAGCAGUGCGCGUGGCUUGCUGAUUUGGACGCUCAAGAUCCGAUUCUGUUGGCCGUCGGCGAUUCAGAGUACGAUUAUGAUGAGGUCUAUAACCGUCCUGAGCGGCCAGGCGCUGUAGCCAAGCUGCAAGGGCCAUUCUAUGUCGGACCGGAUCUUGAUUCCGGAGAUAUCACCGACAUUCACGUGAUUGCACCGAAGCUGGACAACGACGCUGUUUACGACGAGGAGUACGAAAUGCUCGACCCAGGAGAAUCGGGCUUGAGUGUAGGGAUCGUGUGCUUACUCACGAGUAAGGGCAAAGUGCAGGUCUGCCUUGACAUAGACGUGGUGGAGGCCGAGUGGCUUCCCGCAAAGCGCUCCCGGACCUUCACGCCAGACGAUGAGGACGACGAUAAGGAACUCCUACUCUUCCACACCGUCGAGCUGUGCAACACCGAAGACCGAGAGGAAAGCUGGCCCACGUUCACCCCUUCACCUCUGGAUCGCUACGAAGUCUUCGCAACCACUAAGUCUGGCAUCAACACUCUCGACUUCAACCCCUGGAUCAACAUGCUAGAAGACGAACUCUCCAGCUCCGCAGAUGAAGGGAUAGACUUCCGACUUGGAGCCCUCUUAGCCUCUGCCACAACAAGCGUCAAUAAUAUGGUCUCCAUUCCCUCUUACGACGGUGCAAAACACCUGGACCUCAACGCCGCUCUCGCCAUUUAUGACCCCGCAAACGUAGGCUACAUGCUCCUCACCCUCACAAACGGCACGUCGCACUCCGCACUGCUUGACCUUCCUCUGCCCGCGUCACAUCCGUACGCGCCUGACACAACCGACAUGACCGCCGCUUUGCCAGCGCCGGAGACACAGGCCCCGUAUCAGCCUGCUGAGGUGUUCCUCCAACCCUCCGCCCUCCCCCAGCUCAUCCGCUCGGCCAACGACAAACGCUUACUCGGCUCGGAUCUGAAGGCAGCAGCCGUCCGAUUCAGCCCAGCGACCCUACAGCUCAUGACGGAAGCACAUCGCAUUCUGAGCGAGGAGACGCAUAGGCUCGGCCAGGCGGCGGCGGAGUUGUUUCGAAGGUGUGAGCGCAUGCAGCGGGAGCUGAGGGAGCAGGUUAAGAGGGUUGGGGAGGUGGGGGAGAGGGUUGAGCGUGCUAUUAGUGGGGGUGACGACGAUGACGACGACGAUGAUGAAGAAGGGGAGGGAGGUCAGGCAGUCGAUAUGCGGGACGGCCGGUUGGCACUCCGUGUCACCGAUCACGUCGAUCAGAGAGUCGAGGACGCGAGACAUAAGACGGAGGAGUUGCACGAUCGUGUUGACCGGUUGGGAGCGAGGAUGCGCGCGUUGGGUGGGCGGAAGUUGUCGACGCAGGAACGCGGCUUUGCUGAGGAGGUGGAGAGGAUUCGGCACAGCAUCUCUCUUUCUACGACGGCGGGGGUAGAAGCAGCACCUCCGACCGAGCCUGGAGCACUGUUGCGGUUGGAGAACUCUGCUGCUGACUUGGCCGCCCACGAGCAAGAAGCAGGACGAGAACGAGGAGGGGAACACGCAGAAGCAGGUUCUUUGGUGGGGAGAUUGGAGAGUGUACGAGCUUUGCACGAACAGCUUUUACAGGAAGCUGGUGAGGUUGUUGCGCGGUUGGAGAAGGGCGGAGAUGGCAGAGGGGAUGGAGAUGGGGCAAUGGGGAUGACCGAGUUCCGCCGCAAGAAGAUGAAGCAGGUGCAGGGGUUGGUGGAGCGGGAGACGGCGAUGCUUCAGGGGGUCGUGGGGAGGUUGGCUAGACUGAGCACCGGAUGAGUGUACUUCGUGAAGCAUGCAAAUAUGACGCUUAACUAAAGCGCGGGAGGCUACACACUAUCGUCGCCAAACGAAGUGGAGGACACCGUGAGUGAGUCAUUGAACACCGCACCUCCGAUCGAUCAGGGAGAUACGGGCUUCGCUUUCGCAUUAGCUUGGAUAGAGUCAUCGUAACCGAGCUUGACGCGCUUGCUGGCCGGGGACGAGCUGCGACGGAUGAAAAGACAACCAGAGAUCAGACAUUGUUAUAUGUAAGCCAUGGGCAGAGGAAAAUCUUCAUGAACCAUGGAGCAACUGCCUUAAUCCUUCCACUCCGUUCCCGUUCCCCAGGUCAGUAAUCAGCAGCGGCAGUGAAGGAACAUAGGGCUGUGAAUAUAUC